GCCAGGGGUUAAAAAAAAGUUUCUGGAAAAAGGAUUUUUUUUUUUCUCCCAUUGAUGCCUCCAAAAUACAUUGAGCAGCACCGUGACCAAGCAUUUUCUUGAGGGAAUACAAAUAUACGCCUCGGAGACCCUCGCGACACCCCCUGCAAUGUGGACACUCCCCUGCCAUGGGAACUGGCAAUUAUUUGCUCUAAUUUGCAACAGAAAGCUUUUUUUUUUUUUUUUUACUCUGUGGUGACUGUUUGAGCAUGUUCUAUUUAGUCUUCUCCUCGGGCUCUCUAAGUGAUUAAAAAGUGUGGCAAUUCAGCCAGCGAGGAAGAAAGGGGAAGCGCAAAUACGACCGCGUGACCCCUCUUGUCGAGAGGCCCGCCGUUGCGCAGAAGCUCUCGAACGGGCUCUCCAAGAGGACGGACGUCGCAUCCCCUCGGAGGGAGCUUCUUCGAGCCGCUCGACUGGCAUGGGCGCGUCGUGGGCUGCCGCGCGCGGGUCACUGGCUGAAAGAGCAGGAUCGGGCCUUUUGGACGCCGGCCAAAUAGGAUCUCACCCUGUCGCGCUCCAUCCGGAUUCGGACAAAAGGCCGGUCGGGCUUGGAAGAGAUGCUCUCAUCCUUACGAUAACGGCCAUAUAAAAAAAAAAAAAAAAGAGGAUCUUUUGGGUGAAACGUUCGGACUUGGAGAUGGAGGUGCAGAGCCGACUGCUGAACUCAGCCUUGAUGCACUUGGAUGUAAACCUGAUGGAUUUUCCGGCAAAUCAGCAAGCGGCCGACAGUCCGGACAGCGAUGCGUCCUGGAGCCCCGAGCGCGGCUCGUGCGCGGAAGAUCAUCCGGUGAUCGGAAGAGGAAGAGGAGGAGGAGGAGGAGGAAGGUCCGGCAGGUCCAAGAGGAGGAGGAUCAUCACGGUGGUCCAGCGACAGGCGGCGAACGUGCGCGAGCGCAAGCGGAUGUUUAGUCUGAACGAGGCGUUCGACGCGCUCAGGAGGAAAGUGCCGACGUUCGCCUACGAGAAGAGACUCUCCCGCAUCGAGACGUUGCGGCUCGCCAUCGUCUACAUCUCCUUCAUGAAAGACCUUUUGGAGAACACUUAGCGGGUUCGCUCCAUCCGGCGCACGAUCCGUGACAAUAUUUGACGUCCGAGAAGUCGACAGCCGGAAUUGUCUAGCAAGUUCCGAGUCGCGUGAUCCGACCAACUUCUUCAAAUCGAUCUGCCUUUUUAGUUUUUUGUUUUUGAUUGCGUAAAGUAUCGCGUCAAUCAAUCGUGACGCUCCGGUCGUCAUAAUAGGUACACCCUGCACCUUGAUCCAAUCGGAAAUAAAGAUUCCAUUUUGAUUGACA
Messenger RNA from Hippocampus comes (tiger tail seahorse), 1331 nucleotides. Its product is annotated as fer3-like protein. Gene Ontology annotation, molecular function: RNA polymerase II transcription regulatory region sequence-specific DNA binding; protein dimerization activity; DNA-binding transcription factor activity, RNA polymerase II-specific. Gene Ontology annotation, biological process: regulation of transcription by RNA polymerase II; developmental process. The transcript has a single exon. The record is from RefSeq and is a predicted model, not a curated record. The coding region runs from base 677 to 1084 and encodes 135 amino acids. Lineage: Eukaryota; Metazoa; Chordata; Actinopteri; Syngnathiformes; Syngnathidae.